Molecule: messenger RNA, 987 nt
Organism: Trematomus bernacchii (emerald rockcod)
Lineage: Eukaryota; Metazoa; Chordata; Actinopteri; Perciformes; Nototheniidae
Product: protein DEPP-like
Exons: 2
Coding region: 278-712 (144 amino acids)
Biological process (GO): regulation of autophagy
Cellular component (GO): mitochondrion
Source: RefSeq, a predicted model, not a curated record
GGCGAGACAGAAUGCUCCAUGGGCUUCAUUGUUUCUGGAAUAUAAACAUUGAGAGCAGCUGCACCACUGGACCUCUCUGACCCGCAUCGCCAGUUUCCUGAACAGGCAUGGACACACCCUCCCAAACACACACAAGCCCACGGAGAUGUGAGUAAGGUCAGCAGAUCUAUUUUUGGAAGUAGCGCUUAAUCGCUCUGCUUCAGAGUGCCUCUAUAAAGCCCGGAUACACACUCUGCUCCAGUCAUACUCAACUGAGCGGACUACAUCACUCUGCUUCAUGUCCACUCUACAACUCAAGCAACAAAGCAUGAAACGCACACGGCUGUUGCUUUCCUUGCCUCUCUUACCCACCAUUACUGAGACCCUGGAGGACUUGCCUGUCCACCCCUCCUCCUCACAGCCUGCCCAGAGCUCAGCGUCUCUGGACGACUACAUGACGAGCAUCCAGGCUCUUGCCCGAUCUGAAGAGGCCCCGAGCUGCGGCCCUGUCAGACUCCAGAGGGCCCCCAGGCUGCGGCCGUUCUCUAAGGCUCAGAUGAAGCUCUCUGUCUCAGCCUCACUUCCUCUCGGCUCUCCCCGCUCACUAAGGACUUCUAGACUUUGCAGUCUGAGUCUCAACAGCACAGAGGAUUUCUCUCUCAUGAUGGGCAGAGAAAAAGACUGCCGGGGCAAAGAUCCAGUAGACUGGCUGUUUGGACAGAUAAGGACUUGAAGGGAGACAAGGUUGUUGUUGUGGAAAAGCCCAAAAGCACUUGUUGGAAUAUAUCAUAAUCAAACAACGUUGGAGAACCUGCUCUGUUUAUGAAGAUCAAAACAGCUCAAUGGCUGAUGGGACUUAUUAUGACGAACAAAGACAGAAUCACCAAAUGGCUCCAGAGAGAAGACAUAUGUAUAUGCACUGAGGACUGAAGUCUACAUGUUUACAUUUUUUUAAGAUAUAGUUUGUAAUAAAAUACUCAAAUACUCAAAUACUCAUGAAGAUGUUAU